GCGAGCGAGAUUGAUUAAUUAGUCAGGCACAGGGAGGAGUGGCCACCCGAAGGAGAGGCGCCUCUCGCAGGAACAGUGAGCUAGACGUGACACGCUAGGCUACCUCGAAGCAAGCAGCGAUCGAUCAGCGAGACCCACCCGAAGUGCAAUUCAAGUCGCGCGAUCACCUUGGCACGCCGUACGACGACUGAGUUGCCGCACUUUGCACAGCGCGAGACUGUUUGCUACCGCCAGAAAUCUUGAUAGACUUUGCUUUGCGCGGUCCGGCAGCAGAAUCAGGCUCAGUCGGUCAAGAUGGGCCUCAACAUGUCCAAACUCUUUGGCGGCCUCGUUGGCAAGAAGGAGAUCAGGGUUCUCAUGCUUGGUCUCGACGCUGCGGGCAAGACGACCAUUCUGUAUAAGCUGAAGCUCAACCAGUCCGUGACCACCAUACCCACAGUCGGCUUCAACGUAGAGACGGUCUCGUACAAGAAUGUCAAAUUCAACGUCUGGGAUGUGGGUGGUCAGGAUAAGAUCCGGCCGUUAUGGCGGCAUUACUACACUGGCACCCAAGGGUUGGUAUUCGUGAUAGACUCGCAAGACCGCGAUAGAAUCGACGAAGCAAAGCAAGAGCUUCACAGGAUAUUGGCAGACAGGGAGAUGAAGGAAUGUCUCUUGCUCGUCUUUGCCAACAAGCAAGAUUUGCCAGGAGCGAUGAGCCCGACGGAAGUCACAGAGCGUCUGGGUCUACAACGGAUGCGCGAUCGCAGCUGGUACUGCCAUCCCUCCAACGCGCUGCAAGGCGACGGUCUCUUCGAAGGUCUUGCCUGGCUCAGCCAGAAUAUUCCACGAGGAGCGGCAAAGUGAUGCUUCUCCGCAGCUUCACAUUCGCAGGUGCCGUGCAGGUUUCACGAUUACCCAAGCUAGUUCAGUGUAUCGCAUUGUAUCACUUCCCUGCAACUUGUGCUCGAUCUGCC
Mixia osmundae IAM 14324 is the source of this 956-nucleotide messenger RNA. RefSeq lists its product as uncharacterized. The transcript has 5 exons. NCBI's taxonomy places the organism in Eukaryota, Fungi, Basidiomycota, Mixiomycetes, Mixiales, Mixiaceae. Gene Ontology annotation, biological process: intracellular protein transport; vesicle-mediated transport. Bases 295 to 846 code for a protein of 183 amino acids. The record is from RefSeq and is a predicted model, not a curated record. Gene Ontology annotation, molecular function: GTP binding; GTPase activity. Gene Ontology annotation, cellular component: cytoplasm.